Molecule: messenger RNA, 819 nt
Organism: Mesitornis unicolor (brown roatelo)
Lineage: Eukaryota; Metazoa; Chordata; Aves; Mesitornithiformes; Mesitornithidae
Gene: INKA2
Product: family with sequence similarity 212, member B
Exons: 2
Cellular component (GO): nucleus
Molecular function (GO): protein kinase binding; protein serine/threonine kinase inhibitor activity
Source: RefSeq, a predicted model, not a curated record
CUCUCCAUGAAGGAGGUGGGGGACGGGCUGCAGCAGCAGAUGAACUGCAUGAUGGGUGCCCUGCAGGAGCUGAAACUCCUCCAGGUGCAGACGGCGCUGGAGCAGUUGGACAUCUCGGGGAGCUGUGGCGCCAUUCCUGGCACCGAGCAGCGCCGAUGCUGCCAUCCCGAGGCCCGUGAGGACAUUUAUCACCCACAAGGACCUUCCUCUGGUCCCGUCAGAGUGGGGCACAUCCGCCCGAGCACACCCGAGCCCAGCAGCCAGGGCACGGCCCGGGGUUGGCCUCCGUGCCAGGAGUGCCCUGGGUGCGAUGAUGGCCAUGACUGGACGUCCUCCCUCAUGUCCCAGAGCAGGAAUCGGCAGCCGCUGGUCCUGGGGGACAACGUCUUUGCAGACUUGGUUGGGAACUGGUUGGAUCUGCCAGAGCUGGACAAGAAGGGGGAGAAGAGCGAGGAGUCCUUGUCCACGAGCAGGUCCCAGGAGCUCUGCAGGAAGUUCUCCCUCACAGCCAACAUCUUCAAGAAGUUCCUGAGGAGUGUUCGGCCGGACCGGGACAGGCUCCUCAAGGAGAAGCCGUGCUGGCUCCCACCAGAAGACAAACAGUCCGAAAUUUCCAAGAGACCCAAAAAGGUGAACAAACUCAAGGGGACAUUUUACUUCCCACUUCACGGGAAUGUCCAGAACCAUCACAGCAAAGCAGAGCGGUGCCCAAAGGCAGAAAGCAAUAGCGAGAAACCCAGAAUGGGCACCAAGAAAGUCCAGGAUACCAUAGACUACAGCCAGUCUGGGUUUGACAUCAACACAGCCGUCUGGGUCUGA